This is a messenger RNA of Megalops cyprinoides (Indo-Pacific tarpon), 1400 nucleotides long. RefSeq names its product butyrophilin subfamily 1 member A1-like. Gene Ontology annotation, molecular function: protein binding. The record is from RefSeq and is a predicted model, not a curated record. The transcript is spliced from 6 exons. NCBI's taxonomy places the organism in Eukaryota, Metazoa, Chordata, Actinopteri, Elopiformes, Megalopidae. Bases 1 to 1338 code for a protein of 445 amino acids.
AUGUGUAGGUUCCAGGUUCUUGGUCCAGCUGAUCCUGUUUUUGCUGUAGCUGGUGAAGACGUUGUUCUGCCCUGUUACCUCAAACCCAACAUCAGCGCUGAGGACUUGGAGGUCAGGUGGUUCAGGGAGGACUUCUUGGCUCCAGUUCAUCUGUAUGUUGACAGAAAGAACAACUUUGAAAAACAGAGUAAACCUUACUGGGGUAGGACAGCAGUGUUCAAAGAGGAGCUGAAGACAGGCAACAUUUCACUGAAACUGUUAAAGGUUCGAGGCUCAGAUGAUGGACCCUACAAAUGCUAUGUUCAAAUGAAGGAUCCCCAGUAUGAUGAUGAUCAUUCCAUUCAGCUCUCUGUAGAAGCUGUAGGAACUGAGCCAGUGAUCUCCAUGGAGGGAUACAGAGAAGGGGGCAUCGGCCUGCUGUGUGAAUCUAAAGGCUGGCAUCCUGAGCCUGAACUCAUCUGGCUGGACAGUGAGGGACACAGUCUCCCUGCUGGAUCUACAGAGACACUCAGAGACAGUAUGGACCUCUUCACUGUGAGACGAAGUGUCGUCGUACAGGAGGGAGACACUAACAGGUUCACCUGUCGAGUUCUACAGCAGCAGAUCAAUCAGGAGAAGGAGACAGAGUUUCACAUCCCAGCGGAAAUGUUCCACCGCGCUCACGCCUGGAGAGUAGCUUUCUCUGUGCUCCUCCCUCUGACUGCUCUUACUCUCAUUGGAUUGGCUGUUUUAAUCCACCGCCAAGUGAAACUGCUCAGAAAGAGAGGUCUGCUUUCUCGACAGCUGAUGGAUGUGACUCUGGACCCUGAUACAGCUCAUCCCAAUCUCAUCCUGUCUGAGGAUGGGAAAGAAGUGAGACACGGAGACAUACGACAGAAACUCCCUGACACCCCAAAGAGGUUUGAUCCUGUUGUAAGUGUCCUGGGAAAGGAGGGUUUCUCCUCAGGGAGAUUUUACUAUGAGGUGCAGGUUGGGGAGAAGACUGAGUGGACUGUAGGAGUGGCCAAAGAGUCCAUCAACAGGAAGGGGAAGAUUACACUGAGCCCUGGGAAUGGAUACUGGACCAUAUGGCUGAGGAAUGGGACUGAGUACAGGGCUUUAGCUGGUCCCGAUCUCCCCCUCCCCCUGAGAGAGAAGCCCAGGACAGUGGGGGUGUAUGUAGAUUAUGAGGGGGGUCAGGUCUCCUUUUACAAUGUGGAGGCCAGGUCUCAUAUCUACUCAUACUACACUGGUUACACCUUCACUGAGGAUCUCUAUCCAUACUUCAGCCCGAGUCUCAGUAAAAAUGGCACAAAUUCAGCCCCACUGAUCAUCUCUCCUGUAAAACACAUUGGCUGAAUUAGAUUACUGAGUUACAUAUUUCUCUGUUAUCUGCCUAAUUGGUUCUGUUUUCACUUUGA